AUGAAGUCAUGCUCGGGGAAGUAUAAAAGGAAACACCUGCGCCCUUCAAAUGAGUUAAGUGAAGAGUGGAAGUCCCCACAUGCAACCCAACUGCAGGGAAAGGCAAAGAGAGAAAUAAAACAAGCCCAGCAGUGUGGUGGGAACAAGAAGAGGGCUGACUUCCAAGGAAAUGGAAACGUUCUGCUGGAUGGAACAAGAAUCUGCUUCCAAGAAUUUGAGAGAAAGGACAAGCCGGAGGAGCGGACGGCGGAGGAGGAUGAAGGGGAUGACUGCCUCCUGGGGUCUGUGGAUGAGUUCUGGUGGUUCCCUCACAUGUGGAGCCACAUGCAGCCCCACCUCUUCCACAACGAAUCCUCCUUGGUGGAGCAGAUGAUGCUCAACAAGAAAUUUGCCUUAGAGCAUGGCAUUCCUACGGACAUGGGCUACGCGGUGUCCCCACACCAUUCCGGUGUUUACCCUGUGCACGUUCAGCUUUAUGAGGCUUGGAAGAAGGUUUGGAAUAUUAAAAUCACCAGCACUGAAGAGUAUCCACAUCUAAAACCAGCUCGAUACCGGAGGGGUUUCAUCCAUAAAAACAUCAUGGUACUCCCACGACAAACCUGUGGGCUUUUCACUCACACGAUUUUCUACAAAGAAUACCCAGGAGGCCCUAAGGAGUUGGAUAAGAGUAUCCAAGGAGGUGAACUAUUCUUCACGGUGGUCCUCAACCCGAUCAGCAUUUUCAUGACCCAUCUGUCCAACUAUGGGAACGAUCGGCUGGGUUUGUACACGUUUGUUAAUCUGGCCAACUUCGUGCAGAAAUGGACCAACCUUCACCUUCAGACUCUGCCUCCCCUGCAGCUGGCUCACAAAUAUUUUGAGCUCUUCCCUGAACAAAAAGACCCCCUCUGGCAGAAUCCCUGUGAUGACAAACGCCACAGAGAUAUUUGGUCUAAGGAGAAAACCUGUGAUCGCUUGCCAAAAUUCUUGGUGGUAGGACCUCAGAAGACAGGUACCACAGCUUUGUACUUGUUCCUGGUCAUGCAUCCUUCCAUCCUUAGUAACUCCCCCAGCCCCAAAACCUUUGAGGAGGUACAGUUCUUUAAUAGAAAUAACUACCACAGGGGGAUUGAUUGGUAUAUGGAUUUCUUCCCAAUCCCGUCUAAUGUCACCAGUGAUUUUCUGUUUGAGAAGAGUGCCAAUUACUUCCACUCAGAGGACGCUCCUAAAAGAGCUGCUUCUCUGGUCCCCAAAGCCAAGAUCAUCACCAUCCUCAUUGAUCCAUCAGACCGAGCAUACUCCUGGUACCAGCAUCAGCGAUCGCAUGAAGACCCUGCGGCUCUGAAGUUUAGCUUCUACGAAGUCAUCUCAGCGGGAGCCCACGCCCCCUCCGAGCUGAGAGCCUUGCAGAAGAGAUGUUUGGUCCCCGGGUGGUACGCCAGCCACCUCGAGAGAUGGCUUGUUUAUUUCCCUCCCUUCCAGUUGCUAAUUAUCGAUGGGCAGCAGCUAAGGACUGACCCAGCUCCAGUGAUGGAGGAAGUACAGAAGUUUCUGGGAGUGUCUCCUCAUUAUAAUUACUCUGAAGCUUUAACAUUUGAUUCUCACAAAGGCUUUUGGUGUCAGUUACUAGAGGAAGGUAAAACAAAAUGCCUUGGGAAGAGCAAAGGAAGAAAAUACCCUCCAAUGGAUUCGGAUAGCAGAGCAUUUCUGUCAAGCUACUAUCGAGACCGGAAUGUGGAACUUGCAAAACUGCUGCACAAACUGGGACAGCCCCUGCCAUCCUGGCUGAGACAGGAGCUGCAGAAAGUGAGAUAGCACUGAGAGCAAACGUCUUGAGCAGUCAUCUUCCAUGGAAUGCUCACCUUUUCCAAAGCUUCCUGGAGCUACCGAAAGGCUGUGGAACAAUAUACCUCGUCAAAAGGCAAUGAAGAACAAAGUUCCUUCCGUGUGCUGGUAUACAGCUGGUUAAAAAAAGAAAGAAAGAAAGAUAUCUAUUACAAGCCUUGAGGCUUACCACCUUCCUUUCACCCCAUAUCUGAGCCUAUGGGAUGGGAUCAUUGUAGACUACUGUGCACCCACGUGGAAAUCAAUAAUAGCAACCAGUAUCAAUCACAUUCAAAUGCAGAACUGGUCCAUUUCAUAGUAAUAUUUACACUUUUAUAUGUCAAUUAAAUUGUGUCUCUGUAGAUUUUUAGACCACUCUUUGCCUGUACAAUAUUUUCUUAUUAUUUGAUGCUAUAAAAUUACCCUCAAAACAAGAAGUAAAAUAAAUACCACAUAAACAUAAAAUGUCAAAAGCACAACACCAUUGAAAAUGCCUGCCCACAUUCAAAUCCACUGUAGAAUUGAGGAAAAAAAUUGUAAAUUAUAAUUUUACCAAAGCAGAAAGUGGAAAAGUUACCUAUAAGCUUUAUCUCCACCAAAAACAAAAACAAAAGCUAAGCGCUAUCAUAUAAAAGUGACUUGCCAGAUUAUACAGUCUGGUGCAAUUAUGGAAAAAUUACUAAUGCCUCUGUCAUAACAUAAUUGUUACACUGAAAUAUAUACCAUAGAGUUGUUGGAUGGCAAUAGAAAUACACUGGAUAUACAAGAAAAUAAAUAAAUAAAAUGUACUCCCUGCCAUCUCUGAAAGAAAGGGAGAAAUAGUAAGUGUUUAAAGAUAUCAAGUAGCCCUUGUGGCACGGUGGUUAAAGCACUGUGCUGCUAACUCAAAGCUGGUAGUUCAAACCCACCAGCCACUCUGUGGGACAAAGAUAUGAGAGUCUAAAUAUCACAAGCCUUAAAAAACCUAGGGGGUCAGUUCUACUCUUCCCUAUAGGGUCAGGCGAAUUGGAAUCAGUUGGAUGACCACAGAUUUGAAAGAUACAUCACUGACAAUUCUAUCUCUACUUGCCAUGAACUACAAAUCUAUUAUUCCUCACUGAUUCUAUAGAAAUGCAUGCUUAGACUCUGAGGUGUGUGUCAUUUCCAAAAACUGGUUGACUUUUAACUCUGAGUAGCUUUUUUCUUGUUCCCCAGACAAACCUCCUAAAUAAAAAUAAGGAGAGGUUACCUAGAUGAUGUGUUUAAGCUGUUUACUUCAAAUGAUAGAAAAACUACAUUUUUAAGGUCAUUAAAAAUGAAGCUGUGUAAAGUAGAGAUUUAUAACAAAAAUAUGUACAAUUCAUAAUCUGAUUUUUUGCAAUGAUAUUUUUAGUACAAGGCAGAAAAAGGGAAACAGGCAGAGUCCCAUUUUUAGACUCUUUCUUAUAUCAUUCUCAUGGGAGAGUACAGAACAUAGGUAAACUUAUGGAUCGCCAAUGGAAUUAAAUGCAAGAAGUACAAAGCUGAGGAAGGCGGAGUUGUUGGAAUAUGUACAAUUAAAUAUUCAAUGAUUUAGAUGACUAAUGCAGUACUCAAAAGAGGAACGAAUAAGGCAUCCUUAUUUUUCACUGUUUAUAGGAGUUAAGUCAUUAUAAAAUGUAACCAAAAGAGAAAAUUAAGAGCUAUAUGGAAAAUCUAAAGUGAUUGUCAUUAUGCAAGCAUAGUACUAAACUUUACCAAUUAUCCACCCUCUCGGUUACUGUACGAUUUUAACAUACUUAAUCAUUGUUCAUGAAGUUUAUUUUUUAAAUUUAUUCACCCAAAGAACACACUAAUUUUUAAGCAAUUAGUAGAAAGUAUUAGAGGGCCAGCCAUUAAGUUUCCUCCUGUAAAAGCAAAAUCAGCGUUAUUUGGAUAAGUCUGGUAAACUCAGUCUUCCCAGUAAUUGCGGGACUCUUUUUAAGCAGCUCGUACGCAACGUGCUAGGAAAUGAUCAGCCAGUCAUCUUCACCACCUUAAGGAGGAGGGUCACGGAUGAUAAGAAGAGGCCCCAGCAGUUGCAACAAAGCCAUGUUAUCGUUUUAACCACUUUAUUAUUGCUACAAGAAAGACAUACAUAUAUGGAGGUGUGCUUUUAAACUUAUAAACAAAGCAGCUUUCUAGCAUAAUUUUAUUUAUGUAAACAGGUAAACUGGACAGCACAUUCUUUAAAAACAAUGUAAAAAACAGAGCCUUGUAUAAUAAAAGGUGAAAAAGCAAGAGAUGAUGCAAAAAACAUAAUCACUCACAAAUACAUGUAUUAUACUGCUUAGUGCACCAAAUCUUUGCAAGAAUCUUUGGUCACUCCAUUUAUGUUGGAGACAGUACCAAAUCCUAGAGAACAUGCAUACUUUCUACAUUAUCUAUUCCAGCUGGUUAUUGUACUAUUCUGAGAGUAACAUAAAUGCAGAUGAGAAAAGAAUGAGAGAUGAUGUAAUUCAGAACUAGCUUUGUAUGGAAUCCUACCCCCCUUUCAUUGCUUAAAAUAUGAAACUUCCUCAGGAAGAAAUGAAAUGUUUGUUUCAAUGUUUAUAGCUGUAAUAUUCUUGUCAUUCACAUUGAAUGAAAACUACUGGAAACAUUUUUCUCUCUGAGUUUUUUAAAAUAAAAAACCUGGAUAUAAUUCUGAUAGUAGCAUGGUACCUCAUAUGUAUAACAAUAAACUCUGAUAAGAAAAUGAA
Echinops telfairi (small Madagascar hedgehog) is the source of this 4502-nucleotide messenger RNA. RefSeq names its product N-deacetylase and N-sulfotransferase 3 (gene NDST3). The transcript has 12 exons. The record is from RefSeq and is a predicted model, not a curated record. Bases 1 to 1794 code for a protein of 597 amino acids. Gene Ontology annotation, cellular component: Golgi apparatus. Gene Ontology annotation, molecular function: deacetylase activity; heparan sulfate N-sulfotransferase activity. Lineage: Eukaryota; Metazoa; Chordata; Mammalia; Afrosoricida; Tenrecidae.